UUGCAGGUCAUACAAUAAUGGCUAGCAUUACCAGCUUCUUGAUGCGCAACUCAACGGACAACCCGCCAUUUGAAUUUACCGACAACACCCAGCGAAUCAUAGUUGGUAUUCUUUAUCUGACAGUAUCUGUACUGGGAAUCGUCGGUAAUUUUCUGGUGAUCCUGGCUGUGCUACUGUCCAGAAAGCUCCGCACGACUACCAACACCUUCGUGGUCAACCUGAGCGUCGCGGACUUGCUGACCUGUUUGGUCAUCCCAUGGGAUGCUGUGGCUUCGCUGGGCAAGAACGGCCUACCAGUUAGUGAAUGGGUCUGCGGCGUGGUUGCCGUUGUCCAAUUCACCACCGUCGGGUGCAGCAUCUUCACGUUGGCCUCGAUUGGCCUGAACCGCUUGCUGCUGAUCACACAGCCGACUGUCACGUAUCGGAAGAUCUACACACCCAAGAAGAUCGUUAUCUGGCUGACACUGACUUGGCUCAUCCCACUUCUCGUCACAGCCAUACCACCAUCAUUAAACAUAGGCGCGGUUGGCUACAACGCCAGGUAUCGGUUUUGUGGUUCAGUUACCUCGCAUCCAUUAUACAACACCUAUAACAUCAUUAUAGGUUCGGUCCUAUACCCCACGCCUUUCAUCAUCAUAAUCUGCUACGUCCUCAUCUGGAGACACAUAUACCGCCAUUCCAAGAGGCUUCGUAAUCCCGCAGCAUCGGUUCAAUUCAUGGCCAGCGAAUCCUCGCAGUCCCAGUCAGCAAUCCCCACAACGACGGUAGCGAGUGCUGGCAGAGCCCAGAACUCUAGCAUUACGCGCUACCAGACUGACAUCACUAAGAAUGUGUUCUACAUCAUCUGCGCCUUUGUUGUGUGUCUGGGGCCUUUUGCCGUGUGCCCGUCCUUUAGAGGAUGCGACCCAGCUGUACCCUAUACAGCUGCCAUCUUAUUUGCCAACAGUUGCAUCAACCCUUUGCUAUCAAGCACCGUGACUUUAAGAGCGUUUUCAAGUGCAUUGUACGUAGGCAAUGGGAAAAAAUCCCACAACCCUCUGGCUUUUUGAAGAACCUACGACAAACUUAGCCCUCGUCUGAUUUGCUAGCUGAUUGUGGUAAGGAGACUGUUUCAUCAUGCAGGCCUAAAUACUGGGCUGCAAGUCGCAAGUCUACGAACGGAGAUCACAGUGUAAACUUUGAGUCAGUCAACUGUGACCAUUUCCAAACAGCGUGUUGAAAACAGUGUUUAUGCUGGCCAAGAUUCUACAUGUACUGACUAAGGCACCUGCAUGCCAUUCGAAGCACAGCUUACGGUAAUAAAAGGACAUGUCGACCAAGACAACUCUUCAAUUACCCACCAUUUGGGCUACCAAAGUAAAAAAAAGGUCAACUUUUGCUGGCAAAGGAUUUACCUCAUACUAGCGCGAAAAGAGAAUAUAUUUUUAUUUAGUAUUCAUUGUGUUCUACUAAAAUUACCCGUUGGGAGACGCGAUCUAGUAAUUCUGUGGCAUACAGCGGACAUCGGUCAUAAGGGAAACAAACAUCUCCCGAAAGUUACAAUUACUUGGAGGACGCAAAAUCUUACCGUCGCAUACAUGACACAGACUGAUAGAUCGUGGUCAAAAACCUAAAUACACGACCAGCAAGGUCAGGAUAGGAUAAUAGAAUCAAGAUAUUGGGUUAGGUGUCAUCAAACUUUGGAAAAAAAAUGUGUACGUUCCGAAGGGAAUACCUUCCUGAGGUAAUCUCUGAGGUAAUUAUUACUUCGCGUAUUUCGUGUUUUCAUUGCUCCUUGAAAUAUUUUACCUCGGUAAAUCAUUUUAUUAAAUGUAGCAUUCGUACCGACGGUUAGCAACAGUUACUUUGAUUUCCAAUCAUGGGCAAAAAUCAUAUUGACAUAACAAUUGAAACAUAUAGGCGAACAAUAGAAACAAUGGAUUUUUAAAAGACAGAAAAGUAUGGAAAAAAUGGGCUUAAUUCUCCGUCCAAACGUGACUUCUAUACUAGAGUCAUCGUAUAGAAAUUAGAGCAUGGCCCACGUCCUGUGCUAUUUUGCUGCCUUCCUUAACUGGUCAAGGUGCGUGAAUAAGUUCCGGGACUAAAACGAAGAAUCGCUGUCUGUGAAGAUUACGUUAGGAUGUGCCGAAUAUUCGAUUGAUUAUCGAAUAUUCGAAUGUUAUUUUCCGAUUUUGAAUAUUCAAAUCCAAAAGUCAUGAAAAGGAUAAUUUUCUUUUGUUUUAAAUGAGAAAAAUUUGCACUAUGGAGGCAUGUUUCAAGUGGAUUCAAUUGAAAAGCGACAGAAAUCUUAAAAUUCAAAAAAUAAAUUAUUCAUUAAAUUUAAAAGUAACAGAAAUUUUCAACAGCUAGGGCAACAAAUAUUGUUCAUCUGUUAAAUCUUGCUAAAUCGUGGCUGGAGA
Acanthaster planci (crown-of-thorns starfish) is the source of this 2399-nucleotide messenger RNA. RefSeq names its product melatonin receptor type 1B-A-like. The record is from RefSeq and is a predicted model, not a curated record. Gene Ontology annotation, molecular function: G protein-coupled receptor activity. Gene Ontology annotation, biological process: G protein-coupled receptor signaling pathway. Lineage: Eukaryota; Metazoa; Echinodermata; Asteroidea; Valvatida; Acanthasteridae. Gene Ontology annotation, cellular component: membrane.